This is a messenger RNA of Closterium sp. Naga37s-1, 1251 nucleotides long. NCBI's taxonomy places the organism in Eukaryota, Viridiplantae, Streptophyta, Zygnematophyceae, Desmidiales, Closteriaceae. The record is from the annotation of a GenBank genome assembly.
AUGGCUCCGCGAAACACGGCGGGGCAGGAGCCACUUCCCUUAGCGAAUCUGCGGAAUUUUGCGGCGAUCUGGAACGAGAGCACCGAGAACGUGGAGCGGUGGGGAAAGUACAUCCUAGAUCGGAAUAUUACGGAGCGAUUCGGGAAAGACUUUCUAGAUCGGAAUGUUGCGGAGCAAUGGGGGAAAGUGCGGGGCAAAGGGACUAUGAAUGAGAUCGUGGAAGGUUGGGGAAAGGGGUUCCAAGAUCGGAUCCGAAGCUUCGUUCCGCCUUCUAGAACUGCGGAGGAGCGCAGCGGCAAACGGGCGGAGGGCGGAAGGAUGGCGGAAGGCGGAAGGAUGGCGGAAGGCGGAAGGUAUGCGGCGGCGCUAGAGGCCACAUCUGGGGACGGUGGUAUCGUAACGCGUAUAGCGCCGGCAGCAGCAGGGCGCGUGGGAGUGAUACGGGCUUCUUUUUCAUCGCGUCUUCCGUUAGCGCGUAUAGAACCCCCUCCCGCUGUAGUAGCUACUUCGAGAACUGAAGAACUUACGAAGAGCGACUCCCCGGACCGCGAAUGGCGGAAUGGCGGUGCGGCUGACGUGGACGGAGCUGGAAGCAGCGGUUCAGCUGGGCGAGGAACCGGCGACGCCGACUCUAGCGCCGCACCACCCUGGCAGAUGCCGCUGAGGGAAGCUUCGAGGAAGGUGGCGGAGCUCGGGCGAGCAGUGAAGGGUCUAUGGAAGGGGAGGAAAGAUGACGUGAGCGGCGCAGGAACGGGAACAGCAGCAGAUGGUGCUGGUGCGGGCAAGCAGAGCAGCAGCCUAGCCUCUCUUGCGCAGUUCCCUGAUGCGGAGGAGAGGCAGCUAGCAGCAGCUCUGGCCAGCGGCAAACGAGCUACCCUUAUCCAGUUUUACGCCCGCCGCUGCCGCCUCUGCCGGUCGCUCAGCCAGCUCACCGCUGAGCUGGCGCGACGCAACGCUGACUGGCUCAAUGUGGUGCCUGCUGACGUGGAGAACAGCCGAUGGCUGCCUGAGGUGGGGCACUACAGCAUCAAGUAUGUGCCGUGCUACGUGCUGCUAGACGGGCGAGGGAGAGCGCUGGCCAAGACAGGCGAGCCGUACAGCCGCAAGCACGUGGUGAAAGGGCUGGCUUACCUGGUGGAGUCCAUUCGGCCCUACCGGCGGCGCCCUGCUGUUGGAGAGGGGGGUGUCGGAAAGGAGAAGCAGCAGCAGGAGCAGGGGCAGGACCAGCAGCAGGAGCAGCAGAAGCAGUAG